UCAGUCGUACAACAUGGAGCUAAUAGGUUUCAUACUGAGCUACUUCAUCACCAAGGACCUGUCCAUGAUGACUGCCUUCAUCUGCUGGCCCCCGGAGCAAGCUCUAGAGCUGCAGCGCGGCGCACGUGGUGCGGGCGUGAGACUCACCGUGGUCUCCGAGCCAAAGCGCGCCGCUCCAAUGACGCCGGCUGGCUACUUCAGGGAGGCCAUGCUGCUGGACCUCAACUGUCCUGAUACUCACCUUGUUCUUGAAAAGGCCUCCGGCUCUCGUGUACUGAACAGGCGUCACUCGUGGCUACUGCUCCACAACUCAUCAGCCGAGCCGGCGCUCGUGGAGGAGACCCUGAAUGCGUACGAGAUCCUGCCCGACGCAGACGUGGUGUGGUCCUCUCCUCACACUAUGGUGGACGUGUACAAGACGAAGCCGAAUCAACCGCUGCUGCAGGUCGAGCUGGGGCUCAGCAGGAACAGUUCCCACCAGGAGCUGCUGUCGCUGUGGGGCGCGCUGCCCACUGCUGUGACUCGCAGGAGAGAUCUCAGGAAUGUCUCACUCAAGGGUAUUUCUGUAGUGACAGAACCAGACAACUUCAAGGGCUGGGCAGACCUGCGCAACCGGCAGAUCGAUACCUUCCCCAAGUUCACCUAUCCGCUUAUGAUGCUACUUGCUCAGGACUUACACUUUCGGUUCGACCUGCGGCAGGUGGACUUCUACGGCGUGUCGCACAACGGGUCGUUCGACGGGCUGGUGGGCCACCUGCAGCGGCGCGAGGCGGAGGUGGGGCUCGCCUCGCUGUUCAUGCGCCACGACCGCAUGCAAGUCGCCGACUUCUUCUCCGAGACCUGCGUGCUCGCGUGCGCGUUUAUCUUCCGGCAACCGUCCCGGUCGGCCGUGUCCAACGUGUUCCUGGCGCCGUUCAGCGCCGGCGUGUGGGGCGCCAGCGCCUGCGUGGCCGCCAGCGCCGCGCUGCUGCUGGUGGCGCUGCGCCGCCUGCGCCAGCACACGCGCGCCUCCACCGACCUGCAGCUGUUCACGCUGCUCGAAGCCAUCACCUUCGCACUGGGCUCACUGUGCCAGCAAGGGUUCCACAGGACGCCGCCGGUGACGUCAGUGCGCGUGGUGAUGUUCAGCACGCUGCUGACGUCACUGUUCGUGUUCACGGCCUACUCCGCCAAGAUCGUGGCCAUCCUGCAGACUCCAAGCAACGCGCUGCAGACCAUCGACGACCUGGUGCGCUCGCCCAUGACCAUCGGCGUCCAGGACACCACUUACAAGACGGUCUACUUUCUCGAGAGUCCGGAGAAGUCGACGCAGCAGCUGUACCGGCACAAGAUCCUGCCGCAGGGCGAGCUCGCGUACCACAGCGUCGUGGACGGCAUCGCGCGCGUGCGCACUGGCUUCUUCGCCUUCCAGGUGGAGAAGAGCUCUGGCUACGACAUAAUCAAGCAGACGUUCACGGAGCGCGAGAAGUGCAGCCUCAGCGAGAUCGAGGCGUUCAAGCCGCCGCUCGUGGCCGUGCCCAUGAAGAAACACUCCGGGUAUAGGGAACUCUUCGCUUCCAGACUGCGUUGGCAGCGCGAGGUGGGGCUGAUGGACCGCGCGCGGCGCGUGUGGCUGGUGUCGCGGCCGCGCUGCGAGGCCGCCGGCACCGGCUUCGUCAGCAUCGGACUCAUCGACGUGCUGCCCGCGCUGCAGGUACUGGCGCUGGGUGCGAUUAUGUCCGUGGUGCUGCUGGUAGGAGAGCGCGGCGUGCGCCUGCUGCAGCGACAUACCGGGCACACCACGACACCCUACUAACUGGGCUCGAGUAUAUUGUUUUAUACAGUACCACCACUGAUAUUUACAGAAAAUAUGCACUAAGUAGAGAGAGUAGCGCAUACAACAUGAACGCACGGAGCUAUGGACACAGCGUCCGCCACGAGCACUAGAACGGUGCGCUAGUCAAGCUCGUGCUCGUACGAGUAGCGCAGGCGCUAAGAGAGAUGUUCGAGCCGAUGGGCACUGGGAGAACUACACGAGCGGUGCGAGAUCGAGCGCUAGGUGAGCUGGUCCGGUGGCGGCGCUACGAGAGCUGCACGAUGAUGAGCACGACCAGCACGAGCAGGAUGAGGGCGGACAGCGCGCGGUCCAGCAGCACGGCCGCCGCCGCCCACGUGCCGCUCUCCGACGACAGGCACGACUCCUGCACACAUGCAGUAAAUUCAUUAAUAAAUCUACCAAACAACUUUAAAAAA
Messenger RNA from Spodoptera frugiperda (fall armyworm), 2232 nucleotides. RefSeq names its product ionotropic receptor 75a-like. The transcript has 12 exons. Gene Ontology annotation, cellular component: membrane. Lineage: Eukaryota; Metazoa; Arthropoda; Insecta; Lepidoptera; Noctuidae. Bases 14 to 1795 code for a protein of 593 amino acids. The record is from RefSeq and is a predicted model, not a curated record. Gene Ontology annotation, molecular function: glutamate-gated receptor activity.